UAAAUUGAUUUCAUUGGUCUAUUUAACGUCCACGACAAAACUUUCGUUCCCAUCUAUCUUUAUUCACUGCUAUUACCCUUUUUUAAUUCCAAAAAUCAAGGAUUGGUCAAAUAUCAAACAUAAACACCUCUCAGAUUUUCAAACUUUUAAUUCAACAAUUUAGGGAUAAAUAAUUUUUUAGACAAAAUAUUCUACAUUUUUUAUUAUCAAGCUGCUAUAUUUCUUAUUUUCUGCUAGUACUACAUGUCAAGAUUCACAAAAUCGCAACAAGGUGCUAGGAAAUUGGUAUAUGAGGGGUUUGCGUACACAAAACAUCGCCUUAGUGUUGAUGGACGUAGAACCUAUUGGCGUUGUGAGAGACGAAGUUCAUUAACAGGCUGCCAUGGACGUGCUGUUACUAUUGGAAAUGAGGAGGGGCAACCUGUUCUUUUAACCGUUCAUCAUAAUCAUCCACCGUCUGAGAAAUAUGGUCCAUUGACUGGAGGGACCGGAGUGCAUGGCUGGGCAAUUGGGGGUGAUGUUGUUGGUACUUCUUCCACUACUCCACCACCAACUAAUGUUCGAGGAGUUCCUAUUGUUCCAAAAAUAUCUCGUUGUGAUAUUGCAAAAACUUAUGGAGAAACUGGUGUAAAUUCUUCACGGAAACGCCGUUUUGAAACUCCCCAGUUUCCAUUUGCUCUUUCUCUCCCACCAUUUAUUGGAGAUGGGGAGCCUCCAAACCUUACAAAGGCCGAUGAGACUCCCAAUUCUCCUCAAAAUUGCUCUUCAUAUUCAACUUUGGAACAAUUUAUUAAUUCUCAUUCUGACAACAAUUUACCUCCUUUUCUUGAAUCGGCACAGGAUAACUUUAACGUCGAAAUUCCAAUAAAACGCCCUCAUUUAGAGGAUAAUAAUGAUGGGGCGGAAUUGGGAGAACUUUAUUCGACGGAGGGAUUUUUUGAUCCAAACAAUGAAAGCUGUAAGGUCAAUGAACGUACAGCGAAAUUAGAUCUAUUGAAGAAAGAGUGGGAAGAAUUUCCUUCAUAUGAUCCUUCUCAACCCUCCUCUUCUUCAUUAGUAGCAGUACAACAAUCUGCUGAUGCAUUAAUUAAGAAUUCAUCGACCAAUCAAAUAAAUAAUGUUUCUUCUUCGUCUUUUGGAGGGACAGCUUUAAUUAGAGAAAAAUCCCAACUCGAUUUUUUUCUUCAAUUGCCAGUCAACACAGAAUUUACUAGUGAUCAGCAUGGCUGUGGAACAACAACAAAUGAUAUGAAACAAAUGCCGACAACACAGGAAUGGGAGAAUGAUCCAAGGACAAUUGAACUUCGUAAACAAUUAAAUGAUGCUCUCGAUCGUGAACGCAACUCUCAGCACAAACUUCAAAAGACUGCUGACGAGUUGCUUGAUGCACGUUCAGAGAUUGAUGUUAAAAAUGCAAAAAAUGAACGUUUAGAGAAGAGGCUUAAAAAUGCAAAUGAUGAAUUGGCUAGUUUACGAGAACAAUUGGAUCAAUCUAUGGAUCACCGUGAAACACUUGAAAGACAACAAUUCGAAUUAAAUUUAAAGGAAUCGAGAAAAAGGACAGAAUUACAGAGAGAAUUGGAGGCAAAAGAGGAUGAAAUGGAGGAAAUGAGAAUUCAAUUUCAACGUAAAAUUCGAAAUCUUGAAUCGACUUUGGACGAUGCUCAGCUUGAAAUUUCGUCUUUGCUUAAACAGAAAAAAGCGGCAUGGCAACGUAAUAGUCAAUCUGUUUCAAUGAAUGGUUCUUUGUUGGAUUUAGCUCAAAACAAUUCACCUGAGAAUCGAACUUUGAAAGGAAAAUUGGCUAGAGCUAUGGCUUUAAUUCAGAGUUCAAAAAUUCAUUUUGACAAAGAUUCGUCGUUUGAAGAAAAUUCUCAAUUGCGAAAUUUAAAGAAUAAUUUAGGAAGUUCCGUAUUUUCUUCAGUUUGUGGAGGGAGUGAAUUUGGGGAUUUGGAAGAUGUACUUUUGGAGGAGGAAGGGAAGGAGGUAGAAAAAGAAGGGAAUAUUUCAACAUCACAACCAAAGUUAGAAGAUGGAGGAGGAGGGGGAGAAUGUGCAAGUAGAGAAACUCUUACUUCAUUAUUAGCUGCUAUAGAAAAGGAACAACAAUUUGAUGGGGCUAAUUCUGAUACAAUUGAAGGCUCUUCUUGUGGAACAGAGGAAAUAACAAUGACAUCAAAAAACGAAGGAAUUGAAAUUCAAAAUGAAUCAGAAAUUUCUCGAGUUAAAAAGUGUUAUAGGAGUCAUGACGUGUCAACAAAACUCGAAGCAAUUGAUUGGGCAAAGAAAAAUUCUAUUCAUUCAGCUUCAAGAAAAUUCGAUGUUGAUCGAAAAAUAAUUAGAAAUUGGAUGAAUAGUGAAAAGGAACUUGAACAACUUGAGCAACAAAAUAGCCUAACAGGUGGACAAAAUCGUAAGAGACUGGCAGGAGGCGGUCGAAAAGUUUCUCAUCCGGGCAUAGAAAAGGAACUGUCAGAUUGGUUGAAUGAAAUGACUGAAAGGAAUAUGAUUGACUUUAAUCCUUAA
Molecule: messenger RNA, 2526 nt
Organism: Meloidogyne enterolobii
Lineage: Eukaryota; Metazoa; Nematoda; Chromadorea; Rhabditida; Meloidogynidae
Source: the annotation of a GenBank genome assembly